Talaromyces marneffei is the source of this 537-nucleotide messenger RNA. RefSeq lists its product as uncharacterized. Gene Ontology annotation, cellular component: nucleus; pre-snoRNP complex. The record is from RefSeq and is a predicted model, not a curated record. The coding region runs from base 1 to 537 and encodes 178 amino acids. Gene Ontology annotation, biological process: box C/D snoRNP assembly; snoRNA localization; maturation of LSU-rRNA from tricistronic rRNA transcript (SSU-rRNA, 5.8S rRNA, LSU-rRNA). The transcript is spliced from 2 exons. NCBI's taxonomy places the organism in Eukaryota, Fungi, Ascomycota, Eurotiomycetes, Eurotiales, Trichocomaceae.
AUGCCCACCUGUGAAGUAUGCUCGAAAGAAGCAUCCAAAUACAAGUGCCCAACAUGCGGCUUGCUGAGCUGUUCUCUCGGCUGUACAAAGUCGCACAAAAUUUACUGUACCCCGAAGCAAGAUUCAUCCGCAGUCAAAGAUUCCUCAGAACAGCUAUCUGAUGAUCCGCAAAAUCUUGCUAAGCAGGAAGAAAACGCAAAAGGACUCAUACCCUUGGCAGAAAUUCAAAAACUGUUUGCAGAAUAUCCCAAUCUUCGUUUCAAAUUACGAGAAAUCUACAAUAUCACCUUAGAGGAAGAAUGGAACGCAGAGCAAAAGCACAGCACUUACCAUCGCGGCGACCGUCAGGGUCAUAACCAUAACCAUCACCAUCAUCACAACAAUCGUGGAACCUGGACUGCAGAAAAAGGAUUCAACCGUGGAGUCGGGAAAGUUAGGAGAUGGAGAGAAGGCUGCGAAGGCGGAGAGUGUACGGACACUGAUGCCGAAGGCUUCAUGAAGUUUAUGGCUUUGGUUGCAGGCGAGCACGAAAGUUGA